This is a messenger RNA of Dibothriocephalus latus, 1467 nucleotides long. The record is from the annotation of a GenBank genome assembly. NCBI's taxonomy places the organism in Eukaryota, Metazoa, Platyhelminthes, Cestoda, Diphyllobothriidea, Diphyllobothriidae.
AUGCUGGUCACCUGGAAUGGAUCCAGCGAAGACACCAACAACACUGCCUUCACGUAUAUCGUAGAGGCGAAACUCGCAGUGCCAAACUUCCAUGUUGUUGGGGUCUGCACCAGCAAGGGAACCCUCGUCUGUAGAACCCUGCAUCUCGACCCAAACACAACCUACAUUGUGACUGUGAGGGCGUGUACUGAAAUGGAUCACUGCAGUGCACCAUCGACGCCCAUUCAGGCGACAACCUUGCCUUCAAGACCACUCGGGCUCACCGUCGGCAUCGCGACCUCGACCAGCAUUCAGGCUGUCGUGGAACCAACAGUGGGAGAUAGGGGCAUGAAUUACCAGUACGUAAUUAUAGCGGAGUCGGCCGACAGCACGCAGUCCUGUAUCGCCGUAGACACCAGCACGGCACAGCCCUCCUGCCAACUGUCUGACCUGCAGCCAAACGCCCCAUACAAUUUGACCGCUCAAGCCUGCACUUUGGAAUUAUUUUGCAGUCUGCCUACCGAACCAACCUCCGCGCAUACACUGCCAAAUGUUCCCGAACAGAUAAGUGUGACAAAUGUUACGGCGACGACAGCCACAGUCUACUGGCUGCCGAUGCCCACUAUUGCAGACGACGACCACAACGACACCUAUAAUUACGUCGUGACCUACAGUGCCGGUAGGGUCCCGUCAGACGAAGAGGGGAUCAGCACAAGUUCACUCACUCUGAAGGACACUCCAUCGUAUCACUUGCAAAAUCUCCAACCGAAUAUGCACUACGCCAUCACAAUUAAGCGCUGUACUACAGCAGGCCGGUGCAGUCACCCCUCAGGAGCAGUUCUGGCUAUAACCCUUCCGGAUGCCCCUCAACAGGUUUUCAUUAGCGAGGUCACAGCGGACAGCGCUCGCAUCUCCUGGGAUGCUCCAGCCCACGGUGGAAGCGUCAACCUCAGUUACAUCGUUCGUGUCGUCGGAACGAACGACGACGAGGGCGAAGUACAGACCUGCUCUCCGUCAGCUGAAGACAGUGCGUUGAGUUGUGUUGUGGACAAUCUACGACCCGGUCAGGACUACGCGACCGCCGUCACCGCCUGCGCUGAGCCAGGUCGAUGCAGCCUUCCCAUCGCUAAGGAGCCUCUCCACACCCUACCCGCCUCUCCGAGCCAAGUGCAGGCCCUAAAUGUGACUGCACAAAGCUUGCUCGUCUCCUGGCAAGUUAACCAUUCCAGCGACCUUCAUCGCUGCACGGCCACAGCCCAUCCAGCAAACGGCGACGGUGCAGAACUGACCUGCAGCCAGCAGUUUUCCCCCAGAGACAACAGUACUGAGCACUUUCUUUGCACAAUCAACGGUCUGCAGUCCGACACUGCCUACAACCUCACUGUGGUGGUGUGUACUUCCGCGGACAUUUGCAGCCAGCCCUCGCAGGCAAUUUCAACAACUACUCUGCCGCAAAGUGAGUGUGUGUGUGUGCCAUUUGUUCCGUAA